UUGACAAUUGGUCUAGGAAUAGUACCCUUGUUUCAUCUUGAGACCACGAUUCAAAACUGUGGUGCACCAGUCUUAUUUGGCAUCUUACUUGUAUCCUAUACCUAUACCCUCAGUUGACCUGAAUCGCCCUGGGAAAAAUAGGAAGGAUACGAAACGAGAACAGAGGAGGAAACCGUGAGAGGUCGAGCUGUGCUACCAACCUUAGGUGUGAACGACGAAGACCAUUUUGGAUUUCGAAUUAUCUGGAUUUCUAUCAUUAGCCUAUCGACCGAUUAUUUGGUCAUCUUUUUGGAAAAUGGGCCACAAAUCUAAAUUCACGUUUCCCAUGCCGGGUCGCUGUGCGAAGCCACCGCCGACCUCAACCGUUACGAGCCCGAUUUCGAAAGCAGAGAAGAUAUUGGGAACUAAUGGGGUUUGCUUCGGCUCACCUCCUGUACUUGGAAGGGAUGCGGGUCGGAUGUGGGAAGAGGGUUCGACCGGCGGUAUUAGUAUAUCAAUUUCAGAGAGCAGCGCUAGCCAGUCUGGUUUCAUGGAUGAUAAUGAUUAUGAUGAUGACAAAUUUGCCGGAACGACUUACGGGAGAGCGUUAUGGGAGGAGGAAUCAGAAGCUCUUCCUCGACGGUUGCGUGUUGACCAGACUCCUCAAGCGAAGGGCCUGAAGCCCAAAAGAUCAGCAAUUACACUCGGCGCUCAUAACCGGGAUAACAUGACAGACGAAGUACUUGCUCGACGGCCCCGGUCUAGUUCCACUGUCGUAUCUCAUUACGAAUCGGCAAAGGUGCCGCUAUCUAUAUCUCAGCAGACUUCGAAUUCUGCAAUGGCAAAGGGACUGCCGUCGAAAGCCGGCGCAUUGUUAGAUAUAGAUGGAAUGCACAAUAGCAAAGAACAACCAAGGAAGAAGCCAUCGAGAUUAGAUUUCUCGAGGUUACGGUUCAGGCAUCGCAAGGAUCAGACCACCUUGGAUACUAACGUCGGUCCUGUUUUGGGAAACAAUUAUGUGAUGAAGUCGCCGUCUGUUAUGUCACAUAUGUCGAACUCCGUGGUAUCACUGCCACGGGCAUCACCAAUGAGUCCUGAAAGUGAUCCGAAGGGCUCGAGGCAAGAUUUGAGAGUUCCCACACAAGCACUCACACAAGCACCGGCAAGACAAAGCCGAUCAAGAGGCGCGGCUGAUACGGGUAAUCUACAUAAUCUUUAUGACCACUACGAACAAAUGUCAUUCCGGGACACUGGCGAUAUAAAGGAGGAUAUCGAAGAAGAAAGAGCAGGGGAAGAAGAUGAUGAAGAAGCGCAAUUUGGCACGCAGCGCCUCUUGCCUCGGACAUAUACGCCAGUGAAUGGAGAUGUAUCUAGAGAGGACAUGAUCACACCGUUGCCGAAUGCUGUACAUAAAGACCACAGCUCUGGAUGGAAUCAUAGUCGAAAUACAUCACAAGCCAGUAAGGUUACAGCAACAAGAUCCGGAACGCCGAGUACGUUGCAGAUACGGCCAAGUUCGAGGAAUGAUUAUCCAGCGAGUGUAUCGAGUCGACAUACGCGCACCUCAAAAGCGACGCCAUCCGUCACGAGUGCUUUGGAUUCUGACCGACAACAGCACAGUGUACUGUCACUUUCCGAUUCAGACUCCGACGAGGAAGAAGCUUCGGAUUCCAGACCUGGUUCGUCUUUGCCGUCGUAUGAUAACAGCUUUCGCGACGAUACUAGCGAGUCUUCAAGUCAGCGCCAAAUGGGUACAUCACGACUAUCCAUCAGCAGCCACUCAACGAACCCCAAGGGGACAUCAUACGCACAACUCAAUGACUUCCUCACUAUUCCUUUCGCAUCUCCGAAAUGCAAAGGCACUCGAUCACCGUCUGCUAAUACUAUUCUUUCGACCAACUCAACAUUGAGCACGGCCACCCGGUUUUCCCAGGCCCAGCAAGAUCCCCGCGGGUCGGUUUCGACGAUAGGAACAUCCUGCUCGAACAUGAUAUCUCCCACCUUUUCUAAUAUGACCGCUUGCACCUUGCAGGAAGCGAGGGCAAUCGCAUUCACUCCCUUAAACUUUGCGCCCCAUAUCGCCCACGCUGCUUCGAGCUCUGCAAACCAGACAUCACACAAUGCGAACCACACUUACCCACAGCAGCAAAGGCAGCGUAUGUCGCAGAACUCUCAUACUUCAGAUCAGCCGACCCCGCCCCUGUCUCCCACAAGCAUAGAGUUCCUCAGGAAAUCCACCGAAUCCGCACGACAAGAAGCAGCGUCAGCCAGCGCCAGUACGUAUGACUCGCGCAUGAUGGCCGUGACCAAACAGGAGGAGAUGCUGCUAGCUGCAUUGCGGAAGAAGCGGGCCAGGAUGCGGGAGAACAUAAUUGCCGAGAUCGAAGAGGACAACAGGGGCGGGCGAGGAAGCAUCGGCGAGGAGGACAUCGAAAAGAUAGCAUCGGCGCGUCUGAAGGAAGCCGAGAGACAGGCGAUCAAAGAGACCAAGGACGCCCGCGAGGCUCGUGCCAGAGCCGCACAGCCCAGGAGUUAUUCAACGAGGGCGUCAUCGCUGAUGGGACGAACGGGGGAGAGGCCAGGCAGCAGGCAGAGCCAAACGCGCGAGCAACCCAGGGGCCCGCGCAUCGUGGACGUGCGACCAUCAACGAGCCACAGCACCUUCUCGGAGCGGCAAAGCCGCGCCAGCAAAGCCACGCCUCCCGUGCCGGAGUCCUCGCGAACCGUCAAAGCCCGCCACGAGCGCGUGCUCCUCUACCUGGACCGGCCGAUCGACAGCAUCGACGUGAUCGACCAGGCGGAGCCGAGCCCCGACCUCAGCGAGUUCCUGGACUUCGAGCUGGACUUCCCGAUGCCGAACCGCCAGAGCCAGACGAGCCAGCUGAGCCAGGCGCGCCCGAAGCUCGGCAGCGACCUGCACAGCUCCCCCUUCCAGGGCCACGGGCGCCCGCGCCCCGACUCGAGCCCCGUGAGCCCCAAGAGCAACCCGCUGCAGGACAUGGCCCGGGUGCGCGCCAGGGUCAUCGACAACUUUGUGGACUACGACGACGACGAUGAAGACGACGACGACGACGACGACGACUACAUCGGCGACAUUGAUUUCGACGACUUCCCGGAGAUCGUAAGCCGCAGGAAGCCGCCGCCGCCGGCCCUCCAGUCGGUGCCCGAGAAGGAGGUCCCGAGGCCGGAUAGCCCGGUCUCGGCGGCGUUCCAGAUCCUGCCCGCGACGACGUACUGCCAUAAGAAGGGCAAGAAGAGCGCGGCGAGGCUGAGCGCUGUGGGGCAGAUCAACUCGCCCGUGCCGUGGUGGGGCGACGACGAUUGAGGAAUACAGUAAAAUACGAGGCGGACCAGCAGAUGCCAAACGCCUUCCGCCAUCCUAUGUUCGCCAUUUUUUGUACUUGCAUAAUUAUCUGCCCUUUUUGAACUUCUUCACGACUUCCGGGCGAGCGAGUUCGGGAGCGGGUGAGCGGGAUUCGCAUAACGUUUUUCUCUCUAUCUUAUUGUUAUUUUUUGUUUUUUAAUAUUUUAUUGCCCUCUUGUUUUUUGAACAGACCGGCGUUCAGCAUCACUGCUACGACUUAAUACAUCAUCUACCGAACGAACGUCCUUUUUUUUUUCCAAAACACGGGAUUAAAAAAAAAUCGGGGAAUAUGUUAUGACAUCCUGGGGCCUAUCUUUUUCUUCUCUUUGGGUUAUGUACCUGA
Molecule: messenger RNA, 3686 nt
Organism: Hypoxylon fragiforme
Lineage: Eukaryota; Fungi; Ascomycota; Sordariomycetes; Xylariales; Hypoxylaceae
Exons: 1
Coding region: 296-3304 (1002 amino acids)
Source: RefSeq, a predicted model, not a curated record